GACCAAUCAGUGAAGGUAUGUAAAUGAGGCUGGCGUGCGUACUCCACUGUUUGCAGAUACCAGCGUCAGUUUAGUUUAUCACUGCACUCAGCACCAGCAGCGUAUUCCAGGCCCUGGGUUGCACAGGUUUACAUGCUAACGGAGAACAGAGCGCGACACAUACUAAGGAUAUCCGUCUCUAAUGUGCAAUAUGACUUUUGAAGAACCGUGUGGAGACAACGCAACGGAAAGAAUGGACUCGGUUGAAAAGGCACUGGAAGAGGUCCUGACUGCUGCAUUACCUCAGGGUUGCAUCACUGUGGGAGUUUAUGAGGCUGCGAAAUCACUUAAUGCGGACCCAGACAAUGUGGUUUUGUGUCUGCUGGCCACAGACGAGGAGGAUGUGAAAGACGUCGCACUCCAGAUUCAUUUUACCUUGAUUCAAGCAUUCUGCUGUGAGAAUGACAUCGAUAUCUUACGAGUGAACAACAUGAGACGUCUGGCAGAGAUCCUGGAGGGUGUGAAACCGGGAGGAGAGUCGAUGGACCUCCACUGCGUAUUAGUCACAGUAUGUGUCAUUUCAUUCUCCUAGUAUUAGUUUAUUGCU
Messenger RNA from Sinocyclocheilus grahami, 586 nucleotides. Its product is annotated as growth arrest and DNA damage-inducible protein GADD45 alpha-like. Gene Ontology annotation, cellular component: cytoplasm; nucleus. The record is from RefSeq and is a predicted model, not a curated record. The coding region runs from base 182 to 571 and encodes 129 amino acids. Gene Ontology annotation, biological process: regulation of cell cycle. NCBI's taxonomy places the organism in Eukaryota, Metazoa, Chordata, Actinopteri, Cypriniformes, Cyprinidae. The transcript has 3 exons.